GUCAGGACGAUGCAGAGCCGAGCAGAGACAGACGACCUGUAGAGGCUGCAAGCAAAGAAAGCCCGACUGUUGGAGUCCAGUUCAGAAGAGCAGAAAACACACAAAGAAUGAAGAAGAGCACUCCUCACACUAGCUGUUCUGUGAUUGGCUGAUCGCUGACAUCACUAUCAAGAUGGCCCACCUUUUCCUCGCCAGUAAGAUCACCAUGCCGGACGACCUCCACAACAAAGGUGGUGCCAGGGUCCCAAGGAGCGCCAUGAGGGUGCCGACAUCGAUCUCUGCUGAGAAGCUGAGCCGGGACAAGCCCAGGAAGGACCAAAGUGUCGUUGUGACAACGCACGUCCCCCACAUCAAUGAGGGCCAGCUGACGGCGGCCACCGGCGGAGCAGAGAUGUCCUGCUACCGCUGCACCGUGCCGUUCGGCGUGGUCGUCCUCAUCGCCGGCAUUGUGGUCACGGCGGUGGCGUACACCUUCAAUUCCCACGGCUCCACCAUCUCAGUGCUGGGACUGGUGCUGCUGUCUGCUGGACUGGGCCUGCUGGGCUCCAGCGCCAUCUGCUGGAGGGUCCGACUGAGGAAGAAGAAGGACAAACGGAGGGAGAGUCAGACCGCCCUCAUGGCCAGCCAGGGAUACUGCGUGGCCUGAUGAGCGCUGCAGAGGAAAAGUCCUGAAUGCAGUCCUGUGUCAAGGUCAAGUUAAGCUCUUUUUAUCCCAGAAGUCACGCUGCAGGUGCAGAUGUUUAACUUCAGGGAGACAGUGAACCUGAAUGCACCAUGCAAAGUUUAACAGUGGCAACUGCUGAACUCUGCAUGUGGUGAAGAGAAGGAGGUGGUGCUCGCUGCAGCGUCUCGUCCGUCUGAGGCGGUGAUGCCUCUGCAGACGCCUUAAAGGACUUAAAGAGGCUGUGAUUGUCGGAGUAAAGGAUGGACACAGCCUGCAGGGUGACAAGCAGCAGGAAAUCAUUCUUAAUGGAGACUCUAAACUCUAAACUGGACGAUGGACGGGCGACUUCUAUUCAGCUCAAGUGCUACGACAAUCGAUUAUCCAGAAAUCGACAACAACUUUGAUAACUGAUUAAUCAUUUAGGCCAUUUAUGAAGCCGAAAUACCAAACAUUCAUCUGGCUUCAAGUUCUCAAAUUUGCCGUGUCUCUCUGUUGUAUAUCAUCUGGGUUUUGGACUGUUGGCUGAUCAAAAUGGGAAUUUUCCCUUGAGCCCCCUGAGGGUCACAUUGCAGGGAGAAAAACUGCCAUGGAAAUCUGAGUUAAAUUAAAGAGGUCAUUCUGGAAUCUGCGUCUAAUAACUGGAGUCAGAAGAACAGUGAAAACACUCUAAUGUCUCUGAUUGCUCUUUAAUUGUUACAGUUACAUCUCUAAAUGCAUCCCCUUGCCUGUACCUCACACAUACAGUGACUGGGUUUUGUGAAUUGUGCCUUUCUCAAUCAUGUCCAAUCAGUUGCAGGUGGACUCUGAUCAGGUGACAGUGACACUGAAGGAUACUCGAGGCAAACAGGAUGCAGCUGUGCUACAGCGACGGCUCUGAAUGAGUAGAUUUACUGAGUGGUCGCCCGACAAAGCUCAUCCAUGAUGUACAGUAUCUGUCAGUAAAUGCUGCUAAUGAGCUAUAAAAUCCAUUUAACAAGGUACUCUACUGUCGAUGUUUCUCUUUCUUAAAACAGCGUAAACCUCAUGUGUGAUCUCUCUGACUGUUACUCCGUCAUUCGGUCACGUAGCGAGUGAAAAUAUUGCAUUUAAAUGUGCAUUUAAAUUUCAUCUUUCUUGGUAGACAGCAGAGAUCUGCAGGAUCACGACGAUCCCUCUGAAGACACGACACACUGCUUUGUGCAGGGAUGUGACUGGAUCACGGAGUAACGUUCAGAAUAGUGAGCGCACACAUGGGGCUACUCUCUGAUGAUAUGCAUGCCAACUUGUAUAUUUAAACUAGUACACUGAGAUCCAAAGUGAUGAAAAUAACCGAAUGUCAUGUAUUCCACCGUAUUAAAGAGUUCAUGUAGCUGUCUGUGCAACUGAGAGUCAGUCUGACGCUGUCUCGCUUUCUUUUACGCUGAACACACGUUCAGUCUUAUUUAUUCCGUGUAAACAGACGUAUGAGAGAGACAUAUUUGUUCUAUUAAACUCAACA
Molecule: messenger RNA, 2141 nt
Organism: Chelmon rostratus (copperband butterflyfish)
Lineage: Eukaryota; Metazoa; Chordata; Actinopteri; Chaetodontiformes; Chaetodontidae
Product: transmembrane protein 100-like
Exons: 2
Coding region: 173-646 (157 amino acids)
Biological process (GO): cellular response to BMP stimulus
Source: RefSeq, a predicted model, not a curated record